AUACAAAAAAUUCUACCAUCCGAUUAAAUCCGCCUGUGUUGCGGACUUUUCGAAUUUCGAUUUCUACAGUGUUCGAGAGAAUGGAUGCUAGUAUGAUCGCGACGAUGUGGAAAUGGAAGACAGACUCAGUCUCCGUUCGCACGGAGAGGCCUCCUCCGCGGUUCUCGAAGAUAUCGUCAUUUCGUUGACAUAUCCUGUGGAUAAUCUUACUUCACGGCGUGAAUUCUGGUGAAGAAUGGACUACAUUGCCAUGAUUUGAUGCGUUCCAUUCCGGGGCUGUGAUUGUCAAAAGAUGCUCGGCGUCAUCUUCUUACGUGUGGAAUCGUUCUAAAACUGGCUUGCACCAUUCCAGACACACCAGUCAGAAAUGGAUGGUUACUGCGUGGACACGGAACCCCGAUGAAGCUGGACACGUUUAUGAUUUUGCGAAAAAUUACUGCUGGCUUUUGCAUGCAUCAGUGUAUUAGUUCAUUUUCCUUUGUUCAAUUUAUUACCUAUGCAUUGUACAGUAUUGUAGUUACUGUCAUAUAAACUUCAAAUAUUUGUUUUAUGUUAACAGUCGAUAGACGUUUUAUUUAUCGGUAUCAUUCUGGUUUCACCUAUUUUCCACAGUGCUGUACCCUCACAUAGCGUAAUUCAAGUUCAUUUUGUCCGAGUUACACGUCGAGUGAAUUUCCCGGGUAUAUUUCGGAACUUAGUUUUCCCACUUGAAUUCAAUGCAGAAGUCGGAAAACUUUUUCGAAAAGACAAAGUUUGACUCAAAUCCCAUUUCCGCAGAGGUUGCGAUCACGAACUGCGAAAAUUAUUCAAAUUUAUAAGACGAGGAAGAAAAGUUUGUCAGAACAGUAUCUUCAUUUUAUCACCCUUGGAUGAUAUUAUGUAAUGAGUCGCAAUCAAUUUCGGUUCAACUUCCGACGCCAGCCGCAUUUUCUCUGGUAGAAUAUUUCCAAUGAAUGUAGAAGUCUCCUAAAAAAUGUGUAUCCCGUUCUAUGUCGAUCUCAAGCUGCUGCACUGCGGCUUUUCGACGCUCACUCGCUGACACUUGCGCUGCUGAUCUCCAAUCAGCUUUCUUUUCAAGUUUGUGUUAGUUUCUGCGUUUUUGUUUCCAUUCAGACGCUUUAGUUUUGCAUGCUUUAGUCAGGUUGCCCUGUACGAGGGGGAAUCAGUUCGAAGGUUGAUUCUCUGAAUUCGACGUUUUAACUCCCGAGAUAUGACUGAAAAAUUGAACGACAUUCGAUUGAGAUUUGAUAAUGAAAUCUUCGCGGUGAUGGCGUUAUUCUUGAUGCAUCGGGAAGAUCGGUGUUAGCCAAAUUUUCUCCAGGAAUGUGCUACAUCUCGGUAUUUAGUUGGCAUAUUCCUUCUUUCUGAUUCAGAAACGACUGAAGUAUUCAUUUAGCAAUUGAUCUCAACUAAUUGCUGCAAAAUGCUCGGAGGCAUUCCUGGUUUUUGAAAUAAAAAAAAUUUCCCCUGUUCUUUAAACUUGUUCUGUGGGAAUUCUGUAACAAUGGAUGAGACCUUAAGCAGAGGUUAUGUGCAAUUGGCACGAGGAAGAAGACGGAAUCAGCUUCUCAAUCGACACCGGAAUAUAGACGGACUAUCUCCUCCACACGAUGACUUCCACAAAGUUUAUGGGGCGUUCCUGCUCGCAGGCGUCGGAUUUCUUCUUCCUUACAACAGUUUUAUCAUCGCUGCGGAUUACUACCUGGAGCGGUUUUAUCAGAGCAGCAUCAUUUUUGACAUGUCUUUCACUUACAUCAUGGUGGCGUUUGGGGCUGUGCUUCUCAACAAUGUUCUCGUGGAGGCGCUGGCUCUGAAUACUCGAAUUACGAUAGGUUACCUGAUAUCUUUUGGCACCCUUCUCUUCGUGGCUGUGUUCGAAAUUUGGCUGGAAAUCUUUCCGCAUAACAUCGCUUACCGUGUCAAUCUGCUUGCUGUAGCUGUAGUGGCGUUUGGAUGUACGGUGCAACAAUCCAGCUUCUACGGUUUCACGAGUAUGCUGCCCAGCAGAUACACACAAGCGGUGAUGACCGGUGAAAGUGCUGCCGGUCUCAUAGUUUCAGUGAGCAGGAUCCUCACGAAACUUCUCAUGCACGACUCCCGCACGAACACUAUUGUAUUUUUUGGAAUUUCGGUGGUUGUGGUCGUAUCCUGUUUCAUAAUUUUCGGGAUCGUUCAGAAGUCGGAUUUCGUCCGAUUUUACGUUCAGUUGUGCAAAUCUUCGAGCACUUCGCUUGCGACUGGCACCAACGAAUCCAUGAGAAUGAAGAUUAAUGCAGAAUCGACUGAAGAAGUCGAUAUUCUGGAUUUGGCGACCAACAAGACCAAGUAUGCGAGGAGACAAUCGUCUGCAGCAUCACCUUCGCAAACCCAACCGCCAGCUGGAGAAGUAUCUCCGUUGGGAGGUGUUACGUCGGUUCAUCUGCGUCGCGCAGGCAGCCCAUCCGGAGAAUCCAACGACCUCUACGUGUCGAAUCCGCUUUACGAAGUUGCCUUUGAGGCCGCGCCCGGGAACACGAGUUCUUCCGGAAGUUCAAGUCGGCCUAGCGAAGCUGCGACGUUGCGGAUUUCAGAGUCUACGAACAACGUUUGCAUUGAUGACUUUUUUGGGGAAAUCCACAAUUGCGAAUCGGAUUUCAGUUACGGGAAAGGAAAAUUUCUCGCCAAGCUUCAAAGUGGAAUUCGAGCAAGAGGCCAAGUAGCCAAACGAGUGUGGCCAUACAUGAUCUCACUUGGACUAGCGUAUUUUGUUACCUUAACUUUGUUUCCCGGGAUAGAAGCAGAGGUUGUGAGCUGUUCUCUCGGUUCAUGGAUGCCAGUAAUCCUCAUGGCAUCGUUCAACGUCUGUGAUUUCAUCGGGAAGAUACAGGCAUCUAUGUCGUACAACUGGUCUGUUACAAAGCUGAUAACGUUGUCGACAGCACGCAUUGUGCUGAUACCACUGAUGUGUUUAUGCGUCAGCCCGAGGAAUGAUCCUCUGAUUCCUGGAGAAAAGUGGGCGGUUGCGUUUUCGGCCGUUCUGGGAUUGACGAAUGGUGUUGCUGGUUCUUUGCCAAUGAUCAUAGCUCCUUCCAAAGUUCCUGAUGAGCUUAAAGAACUCACAGGAAAUAUCAUGACGCUCUCGUACAGUGUUGGGCUGACAACUGGAUCACUCUUCGCGUACGAGCUGGACUUCGUGCUCGGAAAACCGCCGUUAUUCCCGUGUGGAACUCCGAAACUAUCCACGGAAUUCUCGCCGAUGACACCGAACAUGUCUAUGCAAAGCGUUUUUAAUUCGGUGAAAUCCGUUUCACUCGGUGUGGCGAACUAUCUCACGCCCAUCCUGAAAGAAUCGGAGUUCCGCGACACGGGCACCAUCACCCCCGAGGAGUUCGUAGCUGCUGGAGACCAUUUAGUGCAUCAUUGUCCCACAUGGCAGUGGUCAUCUGCUGAAGAAUCACGUCAAGUAGCAUACCUCCCGAAGGAUAAGCAGUUUUUGAAAACGAACAGCCUUCCUUGUUACCGUCGCUGUCAGAUGGAGCACCGUUCGGAGAUGGAAGCAAUUGUAGAGGACGACGCCGAUGGUGGUUGGGUUGAUACUCACCAUAAUUUGUCUCCGGAAGAAAUGGUGAAUGAUGUGGCUGUGGACGUCAGCAAAGCUUCAUUGAAAGUGGAAGACGAAGAUAAUGAUGAAGAUGAUGACGAUGACGAAGAAGCUGUGGAUAUCGAUGAUUUCAAGGGCUGCGAGGAUGAAGAUGAUGAUCAAGUAGACCCAUCUGUUCGAGGAUCGGAAGCAGCGGCUGCGGACGUGCUGAAGCACCGGACGUAUGAUCUUCACAUAGCAUAUGACAAAUACUACCGCACGCCCCGAUUGUGGCUUUUUGGAUACGAUGAUGAUGGAAAACCGCUGAAAUCUGACAAGAUGUUUGAAGAUUUUAGCGAAGAUCACAAUAACAAAACUAUCACGCUGGAAGUCCAUCCAUUCUUCCCGAUCACGUACGCUUCAAUUCAUCCGUGUCGUCAUGCGAAGGGAAUGAAGAAAUUCAUGGAUAUGUAUGCCGAAGGCGGCGAGGAGCUAGGGGUUCACAUGUAUCUGAUAGUUUUCUUGAAAUUCGUACAAGCCAUUAUCCCGUUGUUCGCGUGUGUCAUGAAGCACGACAAUGAAGUGGAGGAAAGUACGGAUGUGCCCCCCAUGCCAUGGUUUGGCAUGGACAUAGGUGGAACGUUGACGAAACUCGUUUAUUUUGAACCUUCUCCGGGUUGUGGUGGGUAUGAGGAUCCCGAAAGUGAAACAAUCGCCAAUAUACGGCGUUACAUGAUGUCUUCUUCUACCUACGGAUGUACUGGUCACCGCGAUGUGGAAUUACAAAUGAAGUGUGUGAUCGCUGGUCGCCGUGGAACGCUCCAUUUUAUUCGGUUCCAAACCAGCGAAAUGUCUGCAUUCUUGGAAUUAGCCAAGAGGAAAGAACUUGCGAAAACUGCCAUCUCUCUCUUCGCCACUGGUGGAGGGGCCUUCAAAUUUGAAAACGCCUUUCUCGACGAAGUCGGGCUCAGACUGGUGAAGCUUGAUGAGCUGGAAACGCUAACGCGGGGAAUAGCUUUCAUGGAGGAGCACAAUUCGCACGAAGUUUUUUACAUUUGCAAUGGAUUUCAGAGUCCCAACUCAGAAGCGGAAAUGGAUAAUCGGGACUCUCCUACCAGCGAAUCAAUCUUGGGCCUCAAGGUGAAGUACGAUUUCUCUCAUCCGUAUCCAUUCCUGGUGGUCAACAUCGGCUCCGGUGUGAGCAUUUUAAGUGUUCGGGCCAGAGAUUGCCUGCAGCGUGUUACCGGAAGCAGCCUUGGGGGUGGAACAUUCCUCGGUCUAUGUUGUCUCCUGACUGGGUGUGAAUCGUACGAAGAAGCGAUUGAGCUUGCUGCCAGAGGUGACAGCAAUAAGGUGGACAAGCUGGUGAAAGAUAUUUACGGUGGGGAUUACCAAAGAUUUCAGCUGUCGGGAAAUCUGGUGGCUUCCAGCUUCGGCCAAAUGAACAUGGAGCCCAAGCGAGAUGUGGUGGAUAAAGCAGACUUAGCCAGGGCUACCCUAGUAACCAUCACAAACAAUAUCGGCUCCAUUGCACGAAUGGUAGCUAAGAAUGAGGAAGUGCUCACUAGCUUUGUUUUGUCAAGAGUUCCGAUUUCAGAAAUGUCAAUUGCGAUAUCGAGUGAUGUUCAAGCUGCUCAGGCAAACAACAUGUCCAGUUCGUAUCAGAUCCGUCCUCCUUAUGAAGAAAAGUUUAAACGAAAUGAAGUGAAGGAAAUUAUCCAUGCAGUUCUCAUUGAUGAACUUGGUGGAAAAUGCUACAGUGAGACGGAAAAUGAAGCCUGGUGUUCCAAAAUUGUGAACGAAAUUCAAACGCGUGUUCUGAAAUUACCGUAUAAGAGAUAUAAGUAUGUUGUGCAAGUUGUCAUCGGUGAACAGCGGGGUUCCGGCGUCAAACUGACAUCUCGUUGCCUUUGGGACCUGGACACUGACAAUUACAGUUCAGAUGUGUUUCUUAAUAGGCAACCUGCGAAGCGAAUCAAAAUGGCAGCUAUGGGACCGGGUGUGCAACACUACGUCCAAGCCGGGCAGUCGAUGAACAUUCGCAGCCCGGCGCCACAGACCAUUCGUCCAUGUACCCCUGCUCAAAUGAAUCAAAUGGGUCUGGCCAUGGGCAGUCCGAACGACUCUUUGGUGGCGCAUUCGCCCCAGAUGCAGGUGCCGCCGGCACCGCAGCCGGUCAUCAAAGGGCCGGACUUGAGCCAAGUCGACAGUGUUACCAAGUGUAAAGCUUUGAUCGAUCCGCUCAAGAAGUGUCUUGAGGACGUUGUGAAAGCUGCUGCUCAAAACUUGCAUCAGAAUGCGCUCAUGGAUCUUGGAGUAUUGCGGUCUCAAGAUCCUGGAGCUCUUCGUUUCGAUAAGGCCCUAGAAGAUUUUCUAUCCGUAUGUGACGAACUUCAAUUGCAUUUGAAAAUUGCUAUGGAAACGAAUCGGGCCCAUUAUCGAAGCACGAAAUUCGUGCCGAUUCCUGUGAAUCCCGCGAAGUUGGACGGAGCCCCGACGACCCCGGUGGACAACUCCAUCAGUUACUCGCAAUACUUGAGCACCGUGCGAAGCCAAAUCGCCUACCUUCUCAGCUUGCCUUGUCACACGUUGUUCGCAUUACUUUCAGUACGUUUCGUGUUGGUGGAUUUGACUGUCAUUCGUGCGAAGGGACAUUUUCUUGAGUUCGGAAUGGUGUUCCAACCGGUUUCUCAUGUCAUUUUUGACAUGGAUGGAUUACUCUUGGACUCUGAGAAGCUUUACACGGAAGCCACUCAAGCCGUGGUUGGACCUCACGGGAAAAUUUAUACUUGGGAUCUUAAAGUUAAACUGAUGGGCCUUCCGGGGAAAGAGUCGAUUAAAACGAUAAUAACCGAAUUGGAUCUCCCGCUGGAAGCCGACGAGUAUAUGGAACAGUUUCAUCAGGUCAGCGAAAUACUUUUCCCUACUUCGACGCUUAUGCCAGAUUCUGUUCAGUUGUAUAUAAACGUCAACAAGACGUUGUUGGCGGAAUUCGGGAAAGAGUACACUUGGGCGGACUCGUCCGUGAUUCAGGGGCACACGGCGAGGGAGUCUGCGGAACUAAUUGUGUCCCGUUUCCAAGUGCCCUUAAGCGUGGACGAAUACUUGGACCGAUGCAGAGACUUGUUCCAAAUCUGCUUGCCAAACGCUACGAUUUUACCGGGUGUUGAACGACUGGUCAAACACUUGCAUUCCAAAGGAGUACCAAUGGCCAUUGCAACCAGCAGUGCAAAGAGCACUUUUGACCUCAAGAUGCGGAAUCAUCAAGAAUUUGUCAAGUUUUUCGAUCCAAUUGUGAUGGGAAGCUCGGACGAAGAAGUCGUACACGGUAAACCGUCUCCUGACAUAUUUUUCGUUGCUGCCAAGAGGUUCAAGGAAAAUCCCGCACCCGAAAAGUGCCUAGUUUUCGAAGAUGCGCCAAACGGCGUUCAGGCAGCGGUUGCAGCAAAUAUGCAAGUCGUGAUGAUACCUGACCCACGCACGGACGCAGAAUUACGAAAAGGUGCCACGCAAAUACUCGAGUCCAUGGACCAAUUCAAGCCCGAAGAUUUCGGCCUUCCACCGUACGAUGAAUGAAACCGGUGUGCACUUUUUAAUCAAGUGCUUGGCAAAAUCGCCCGUCACGUUCCCGGUUAAGUUUGAAUGUGUGUAACUGAAUCUGCCUCGUUCGACAUAAUUCAGAAGAAAACUGGAUGACGUCAGCGUUAUCUGAUCACGCCUGUGUGAGACUUCUAGAGCCGUUUAUUCAGCUGCGUUAUUUCCCCCGAUGAUGAACGGGUUCUUUUGCUUGGUAUAUUUUGUUUAUAAUUCACCCGGAAAAAGAGCACCGUCAGGAAGUUUUUUGUUUGGCAAUGAACUGUGUGCUUGGAGUGUAGAAAAAAAAAGACAAUUUCUCUGAA
Molecule: messenger RNA, 7458 nt
Organism: Notodromas monacha
Lineage: Eukaryota; Metazoa; Arthropoda; Ostracoda; Podocopida; Cyprididae
Source: the annotation of a GenBank genome assembly